Oncorhynchus tshawytscha (Chinook salmon) is the source of this 461-nucleotide messenger RNA. Its product is annotated as metallothionein-like. Gene Ontology annotation, molecular function: metal ion binding. Bases 188 to 367 code for a protein of 59 amino acids. The record is from RefSeq and is a predicted model, not a curated record. NCBI's taxonomy places the organism in Eukaryota, Metazoa, Chordata, Actinopteri, Salmoniformes, Salmonidae. The transcript has 3 exons.
AAUUAUAUUAUAGGGAGAAAUAGGCGGAGCAUGAAUGCACGUUUCUAUUUUGCACAUUGCCCUAUCAAUUCCGAUCAUAUAAAACAGCUGAACCAAAUCUCAAAUCAAUAGCAGACAAAGCGCAACUGGAACGGAGUCAGGUCAGCCUUGUUGAAUUGUUUGAGCUAAGAUAUAAUUCAAACUGAAAAUGGAUCCUUGUGAUUGCUCAAAAACUGGACGCUGCAGUUGCGGUGGACUCUGCAAGUCUACAAACUGCGGAUGUGCCACGAAAAGUUGUUGUUCCUGCUGCCCGACUGGAUGCAGCAAGUGCGCCUCUGGUUGUGUGUGCAAGGAGGGCAAGACGUGCGACACAAGCUGCUGUCAGUGAGGGCUUGACACAACACUCCAUGUCCUCUACCCGUGCACAUGACAUUAUCCCGGUUGAACAACAUGAGCAUUGUAAUAAAUUGCAUCUCCAAUUU